Messenger RNA from Eruca vesicaria subsp. sativa (arugula), 3262 nucleotides. The record is from the annotation of a GenBank genome assembly. Lineage: Eukaryota; Viridiplantae; Streptophyta; Magnoliopsida; Brassicales; Brassicaceae.
UGAAGCUAAGUUACAUGGGCCUUACCCGAGUAUCUAAUCUAAUUAACUCGGGUCGGGUUUGGGUCAGCUAUAAAAAAAGUCGUAACAACCUCCAUUGAUAGAGUGUAAAGAAGAAGGCUUCAGUGCUCUCUCUCUCUUCGACUCUCAGUAGCUGCUUCGAGCGGGAGAAAUGUCGAGUUUGCUAAGUGAUUUUGAGGUGGAGGCGAAGAAUGCGUCGCUGGAAGCGAGGCAGAGAUGGAGGUCAUCAGUCUCCAUCGUGAAGAAUCGUGCUCGUCGUUUCCGUAACAUCCCUGACCUCGAUAAGCAAGCUCAAAACGCCACCAAGAGGCACCAGAUCCAGGAAAAGCUCCGAGUUGCUUUCUACGUACAAAAGGCAGCUCUUCAAUUCAUUGGUGCUGCUGGUCGGCCGGAAUACAAGCUCACCGAUGAGGUUAAGGAAGCUGGAUUUUCUGUGGAACCAGAUGAACUUGCAUCUAUGGUUCGGAAUCAUGACACUAGGGGCCUGGCAAACAAUGGUGGAGUUGAAGAGCUUGCAAAGAAAGUAUCUGUAUCUCUCACUGAAGGCGUUAGUUCGAGUGAACUCCCAAUCAGGGAAAAGAUCUUUGGAGAAAAUCGCUACGCUGAGAAACCGCCCAGAUCGUUCUUGAUGUUUGUUUGGGAAGCGCUCCAAGACAUAACUCUUAUCAUCCUUAUGGUCUGCGCUGUAGUGUCAAUAGGCGUGGGUAUUGCCACUGAAGGAUUUCCAAAGGGAAUGUAUGAUGGGACGGGGAUCUUGCUGAGUAUACUGUUGGUCGUCAUGGUUACUGCCAUCAGUGACUACAAGCAAUCUUUGCAGUUCAUAGACUUGGAUCGUGAGAAGAAGAAGAUUAUUGUCCAGGUCACUAGAGAUGGGAAUAGACAAGAGAUCUCCAUCCAUGACUUGGUUGUCGGAGAUGUGGUUCAUCUUUCUAUUGGGGAUCAAGUUCCAGCUGAUGGGGUUUUUAUAUCCGGAUACAACUUGGAGAUAGACGAGUCAAGCUUAUCAGGCGAGAGUGAACCAUCACAUGUGAAUAAGGAGAAGCCUUUUCUUCUUUCAGGAACCAAAGUUCAGAACGGUUCAGCAAAGAUGUUGGUGACAACUGUUGGCAUGAGGACUGAGUGGGGAAAGUUGAUGGAAACGCUGAUUGAUGGUGGCGAAGACGAGACUCCUUUGCAGGUGAAGCUAAAUGGGGUUGCAACAAUCAUUGGCAAGAUUGGUUUAAGCUUCGCUGUGCUUACCUUUGUGGUAUUGUGCAUAAGGUUUGUCUUAGAGAAAGCAGCGGCUGGUAGCUUCAGCAACUGGUCCUCUGAAGAUGCACUGACGCUACUUGACUAUUUUGCAAUUUCUGUAACCAUCAUUGUCGUUGCUGUACCCGAAGGUUUGCCAUUGGCAGUGACUUUAAGUUUGGCAUUUGCUAUGAAGAAGCUGAUGAGUGACAGGGCACUUGUGAGGCAUCUGGCUGCUUGUGAGACUAUGGGAUCUGCUACUUGCAUCUGCACUGAUAAGACUGGGACCUUAACUACCAACCACAUGGUGGUCAACAAAGUAUAUAUCUGUGAUAAGGUUCAUGAGAGGCAAGAGGGAAGUAAAGAAAGCUUUCAGUUGGAACUACAAGAAGAAGUUCAGAGUAUUCUCUUGCAAGGCAUCUUUCAGAACACUGGUUCUGAAGUUGUUAAGGAUAAGGAUGGAAGCACUCAGAUCCUUGGAUCUCCAACAGAAAGAGCAAUACUCGAGUUCGGUUUGCUUUUAGGUGGUGACUUUGGGGAGCAGCGUAAAGAGCACAAGAUACUCAAGAUAGAGCCGUUCAAUUCAGACAAGAAGAAGAUGUCUGUUCUUAUCGCGCUUCCUGGAGGUGGUGCACGAGCUUUCUGCAAAGGUGCAUCUGAAAUAGUGUUGAAAAUGUGCGAGAAUGUUGUGGAUUCUAAUGGAGAAACCGUUCCACUAACUGAAGAACGUAUUGUGAAUAUCUCUGACGUCAUAGAGGGUUUUGCCUCGGAGGCUCUGAGAACUCUCUGCUUGGUCUACAAAGAUGUGGAUAAAGCUCCAAGUGGUGAUCUUCCUGAUGGAGGCUAUACAAUGGUAGCAGUUGUUGGGAUCAAGGAUCCAGUACGCCCUGGUGUUAGAGAAGCUGUUCAGACUUGUCAAGCUGCUGGGAUUACCGUUCGUAUGGUCACUGGAGAUAACAUAAGCACAGCUAAAGCAAUUGCUAAGGAGUGUGGCAUAUUCACUGAAGGAGGUUUAGCUAUAGAAGGUUCACAGUUCAGGGACUUGCCUCCUCACGAAAUGAGAGCCAUUAUACCGAAGAUUCAGGUAAUGGCUCGGUCUCUGCCAUUGGACAAGCAUACUUUAGUCAGCAACUUGAGGAAAAUUGGAGAGGUAGUUGCAGUGACCGGAGACGGGACAAACGAUGCUCCUGCAUUGCAUGAAGCAGACAUUGGACUUGCUAUGGGAAUAGCUGGAACAGAGGUUGCUAAAGAGAAUGCUGAUGUGAUCAUAAUGGACGACAACUUCAAAACAAUAGUGAAUGUCGCUAGAUGGGGACGUGCUGUGUAUAUAAACAUUCAGAAGUUUGUUCAGUUCCAGCUAACUGUUAACGUCGUUGCUCUAAUCAUCAACUUCGUCUCUGCUUGCAUCACAGGGUCUGCUCCACUCACGGCUGUACAACUGCUUUGGGUCAACAUGAUCAUGGACACACUCGGUGCACUAGCUUUAGCCACAGAACCUCCCAAUGAAGGUUUAAUGAAACGUCCACCAAUCGCCAGAACCGCAAGCUUCAUCACCAAAACCAUGUGGAGAAACAUCGCCGGCCAAAGCGUUUACCAGUUGAUCGUCUUGGGAAUUCUCAACUUCGCAGGCAAAUCUCUUCUCGAUCUCAAUGGUCCAGACUCGACAGCUGUUCUGAACACAGUCAUCUUCAACUCCUUCGUGUUUUGCCAGGUGUUCAAUGAGGUUAAUAGCCGUGAGAUAGAGAAGAUAAAUGUGUUCAAGGGAAUGUUCAAUAGCUGGGUGUUCACAGGCGUAAUGGUUGUGACAGUUGUGUUUCAAGUGAUCAUAGUGGAGUUUCUUGGUGCAUUUGCUAGCACUGUUCCACUGAGCUGGCAACAUUGGUUACUUUCAAUCUUGAUAGGAUCGUUGAGCAUGAUUGUAGCAGUUAUCCUCAAAUGCAUACCUGUUGAGUCUUCUCAACAUCAUGAUGGCUACGAGUUGCUUCCUUCUGGUCCUUCCUCUUCCAAUUCCGCAUGA